Messenger RNA from Corticium candelabrum, 2664 nucleotides. RefSeq names its product H(+)/Cl(-) exchange transporter 3-like. NCBI's taxonomy places the organism in Eukaryota, Metazoa, Porifera, Homoscleromorpha, Homosclerophorida, Plakinidae. Gene Ontology annotation, cellular component: Golgi apparatus; early endosome; plasma membrane. Gene Ontology annotation, biological process: transmembrane transport; chloride transport. Bases 53 to 2614 code for a protein of 853 amino acids. The transcript is spliced from 19 exons. Gene Ontology annotation, molecular function: voltage-gated chloride channel activity. The record is from RefSeq and is a predicted model, not a curated record.
UCCAAACUAUCGAAGGUUGUUACGAACAAAUCUUUGUUAUAUCUGGUUGUCUAUGAUGUCAACUGAAUUCAGACGGAUCGUUGAUUUUACAGAGAGUGAAGAUCAGGCAGGGAGAAUGUCGUCACGUUUAGAGAUAGCGCGCGUUAGAGCAGACAGCCUAAGGAUGGAAAGGGAGGAAGAAUUGACUAAUCAUUCCGUCCAGUCCGCUAGCAGAUGGGUUAGGUCGAGCUCAGGCGUGUCCACGUCUGCGAGUAAGAAACGUGGUCAAGAUGAAGAAAAAACGGAGCAGCGUAGCCCGUUGCUAAGUGGCAAUACAGAUGAAGAUGAUUCCGAGGAUGAAGAAAGACUUCAUUUACUAGGACCUAGUAGUCCAGAAUGGGCUAAAUCAUUUGAUCCAUCAUCUACACAGUAUGAUGAUUUCCACACUAUAGAUUGGAUCAACGAUAGACAACGAGAUCGGCUGAGACACAAACGUCUGAAACGCAGUCGUCGGGAAUCAUGGACUGGAUGCUUUCAUCAAUUACAUGAUGCAUGGAGUGGAUGGCUGGUUGUGUUUUUUGUGGGUGUAGCUGCUGGUGUGGCGGCUGGAUUUAUUGAUAUUGGUGCCAGCUGGAUGGGUGAUUUAAAGGAAGGUGUAUGCUCGUAUGGUUACUGGUUGGACAAAGCUGCUUGUUGUUUUCCAAGCAAUGACACAUUGUUUAACAUAGAUCAUUGCUCUGAAUGGAAGGAGUGGUCACAGUUACUUCACGUGGAUGGAGAUAAUACAUCAUAUGCUGUCAACUACAUUUUGUACCUUGCUAUUGCUGUUGCAUUUGCCGCUCUGUCUGCUGUGCUGGUCAAAGUGUUUGCUCCGUAUGCCUGUGGGAGUGGCAUACCAGAGGUGAAGACAAUUUUGAGUGGUUUUGUUAUUCGUGGAUAUCUUGGUGCUUGGACUCUUCUCAUCAAAGCUCUCACAAUGAUGACAGCAGUUGCUGCAGGUCUCAGUCUUGGCAAAGAAGGACCACUAGUACAUGUCGCAUGUUGCUGUGGCAACAUUUUCUCAAGACUUUUUCCAAAGUAUAGGAAAAAUGAAGCAAAGAAGAGAGAGGUGUUGUCAGCUGCUGCUGCAGCAGGAGUGUCUGUUGCAUUUGGAGCUCCUAUUGGAGGCGUGCUGUUUAGUCUAGAAGAAGUGAGUUACUAUUUUCCUCACAAGGUGUUGUGGCGUUCCUUUUUCUCUGCUUUGACUGCAAUGUUGGUUCUCACUUACAUGAAUCCAUAUUUUACUGGAAAACUUGUCUUAUUCUAUGCUAACUAUGACGGUCCGUGGAAUAUUGCAGAAUUGAUCUGCUUUAUUUUUCUUGGAAUUCUUGGGGGUUUAUAUGGAGCUAUCUUUAUUAAAAUCAACUUGAAAUGGUCAAAACUGAGGAAGACAAGUAAAUUAGGGAAGCAUGCAGUUUUGGAGGUGAUUGUUAUUGCAGUUAUUACUUCAGUGAUUGCAUACAUUAGUCCAUUCACUCGAGGAGGAGCAAGUGCAACUAUUGGUCGUUUGUUCAGACAGUGUGAACCAGCAGAUGUUGGAGAUCCUCUUUGUGACUAUGCAAUUCAAUUGGAAAACCAGCAUGAUAGCUACGUGUUUGGAUUAGCAAACAGCGAGUUAUGGAAAUGUGUCUGGGAAUUGGCUCUAGCCUGUAUCUUUAAGGGAAUCAUCACCAUAUUCACCUUUGGAAUAAAAGUACCAGCUGGACUCUUUAUUCCAUCGAUGUAUGUGGGUGCAUGUUUUGGUCGAAUAUUUGGAAUUCUUGUUCAACAACUUGUCUUUUCCAAUCGCACUCAUCCUCUCUUCAAACAGAUGUGUGAGGCUACACCUGGUUGUGUUAUCCCUGGUCUUUAUGCAAUGGUGGGGGCUGCAGCAUCUCUUGGUGGAGUGACCCGGAUGACUGUGUCUCUGGUUGUAAUCAUGUUUGAGUUGACGGGUGGUCUUACUUAUAUUAUUCCGUUAAUGGUUGCCAUAGUAACAAGCAAAUGGGUUGGUGAUGCAUUUGGUCGAGAUGGAAUCUAUGAUGGUCACAUUCACUUGAAUGGCUAUCCAUUUAUGGACAGCAAGCGAGAAUUUAAGCAUACAACAUUAGCUGCCGAUGUUAUGCGGCCUAGACCACGUUGUAAUGAGCCUCCUUUACAAACCAUACCAGCCACAAGUGCCACUGUUGGAGACAUUGAGCACUUGUUGGACGAGACUGACUAUUUUGGUUUCCCAGUUGUUUUGAGUGAGGAUUCACAGUUGCUGGCAGGCUAUGUCAAUAGCUCUGAGAUUGCACGUGCUCUUGCUCAUGCUCGCAGCGCUGAUACACAGAUUACAAGCGAGUCAGUUGUCUAUUUUACACGUGAUAUACCAAGACAUUUAGAACUUGAACAGAGUCAUCCUGUCAGUCUCAACUUAUGGCUAGACAAGAGUCCAUUCUGUAUUAUUGAUCAAACACCGAUAGACACGGUUAUUGAGAUAUUUCGUAAAAUGGGGCUUAGGCACACUCUGGUCACACACAAUGGUCGUCUACUAGGAAUUAUUACCAAGAAAGACUUGCUACGGCACAUUGCACAGAUGACCAACAUGGACCCUGAGUCGAUACUUUUCCAUUAGAAGUUUAUGAUUUCUAAUCUUUAAGUGCAACCAUUCUUCUUAUUUUGCAC